Molecule: messenger RNA, 519 nt
Organism: Telopea speciosissima
Lineage: Eukaryota; Viridiplantae; Streptophyta; Magnoliopsida; Proteales; Proteaceae
Exons: 1
Coding region: 1-519 (172 amino acids)
Source: RefSeq, a predicted model, not a curated record
AUGGUUACUAUCGAGAUUCUUACGGGCACAAACUUCAAGAAAUGGAAAGAGGGUUUUUUGUUUGCUAUGGAGACGGCUGAUGUUCAUAUAUCUUUUCAUAUGGACAAGCCAGCAAACUUAGAUGACAGGAGUGCUAAUGAUGAUAAGACAAUACAUGCUGCAUGGACAAAGAGUAAUCGUCUUUGUUUGUUGUCCUUGAAGAGGACCAUUAAGGAGCAUCUGAAAAGUGGUUUCCCUUCUAAUUGCAUUGCUAAGGAGUUGUUGGCUGCAGUGGCACUGAGGUACCGAGUCUCAUCUAAUGCUGAAAUAGGAACCCUUCUGCAGGAACUCUUUAACAUGACUUAUAAUGGUUCUAGAGGAGUUAGAGAUUAUAUCAUUAGGAUGGUUGAUUACCAAACCAAACUCAAAGCCCUGAAUGUUUCAUUUCUUGACACUUGUAUUAUCCAUCAAGCCUUGAACACCCUUCCACCUGAAUUUGGGAUUAUCAAGACCAACUAUAGAUCUGCUGAUGAAACUUGA